Molecule: messenger RNA, 1724 nt
Organism: Dimorphilus gyrociliatus
Lineage: Eukaryota; Metazoa; Annelida; Polychaeta; Dinophilidae
Source: the annotation of a GenBank genome assembly
GGAUAUACAAUUGGGCAGGCAAACUAAAUAAUAAUUCUCUAACCACGUGAGAAUCUAUCUCUGAAAAGAUGACAAAAGGCCUUAAAAAGAAGCUCAGCAAGCGUAUCUCGUGCCGUAAGAGAUAUAAAAUAGCCCGAAAAGUUCGAGAACACAAUCGAAAGGUUAAAAAAGAAGCAAAAAAGAGCAACAAGAAGAAAGCCAAAGAUCCUGGUAUACCAAACAGUUUACCAUUUAAAGAUGAGAUUCUUGCAGAGGCGGAAGCGCAUAGAAAAAGAGUUGAAGAAGAGAAGGCAAAACAAAAAAAACAGAGACAAAAACAACGAGAACAAGCUCGUAAUAAAAAUAGACCAGGAUUAGAUGACAUUAUGAAAGAUGCUGAAAAAAAACGAAAACAAUUUGAAAUGAAAGAACAAAUGAUGGAAGACGAUAUCGACUUUGAAAUGAAAAGUUCACUUUCAGAACAAUCUUUCAAACAAUAUUCAAAGGAGUUAUCUAAAGUGAUAGAAGCAAGUGAUGUUGUUAUUCAAGUUUUGGAUGCCAGAGAUCCAAUUGCAACUAGGUGUAAAGCUCUAGAAGAAGCAGUUGUAAGUUCCGGUAGGAAAAAACUAGUGUUAUUGUUGAAUAAAAUUGAUUUGAUACCGAAAAAUAAUUUGGAUAAUUGGUUAGUUUAUCUUCGAAAACAAUUACCUACAGUAGCAUUUAAAGCUUCAACUCAAACUCAGAAAAGCAAACUGGGUCAUGGAAAGGGACACUCAACUGAAAGAUCGGUAUGCAUUGGGGCAGACAUCUUAAUGAAAUUAUUGGGUAAUUAUUGUAGAAAGAGUGACGUAAAAACUGCAAUAUCGGUUGGAAUUGUUGGCUUCCCAAAUACUGGUAAAAGUUCUAUAAUUAAUUCUUUGAAGAGAGAGAGAGCUUGUGCAACAGGAGCAACGCCUGGCGUAACGAAAUCACUACAAGAAAUAGUCUUAGAUAAGCAUAUAAAAUUAAUUGACUCUCCAGGAGUUGUUGUAAAAAAAUCUGAAAAUGAUGUUCUUCAAAACUGUGUUAAGGUUGAAUCGAUUAGUGAUCCCGUUCCCCCUGUAAGCGCUGUUAUGCGUCGAUGUCCAAAACAACAUCUACAAAUUUUAUAUGGAAUUCCCAGUUUCAAUGAUGUUGACGAGUUUUUGAAUCAACUAGCAAUAAAACAAGGUAAAUUAAAGCGAGGGGGUAAAGCUGAUUUGUUAGCAGCCGGAAAAGUAGUGAUAAAUGAUUGGAAUCAGGGAAGAAUUAGAUACUAUACAGAACCUCCUGAAGUUCCCACUGAAAAUAGUCACCUGAGCUCAGAAAUAGUGCAAGGAAUGUCUGCUGAAUUUGAUAUUGAUGCUCUACUGGAAGAGGAAAAAACUGCCCUUGACACAAUAAAAGCAAGUGUUGGAGAUAACCAUGUAAAAGUUGAAAGUUUUGUGAAGGACGAAAGUGAUGACGACGAAAACGAAAUGGAAGAGGACGGAGAGAGCGUUAAAAUUGACGUUGAAAGAAUGCUUAAAAAUAAGAAAAAGAAAGAAGAUAGAUUUGAAGGAAAUCAAUUAAAUAAAGAUAGAAAGAAAGAUUAUAAAAAAAUGAUCAGACAACGAAAGAAAGCAAAUAACGUAGCUGAAAAUCUUUCUUCUAAGCUUGAAUCGGCCUUAGGUAAUAUGAGUCGAAUGGACGAAGAUGGAGACUACGAGUUUGAUGAUCACUUUUGA